UCUAGUCUUGCACGCGCCCCUCUUGAGGCAAGGCAAGCCACCGCUAGAUCUCAGUUCCCCAACUUCCCUGGGAAUCCCCUCUUUGAGGCAAGGCAAGCCACCGCUAGAUCCCAGUUCCCCAAGUUCGCUGCCCAUUCGUGACACUGUUCUUACUACAGGGCUAGUGCAGAUCUGCAUCCCGGAGGACGAGCCGUCCCGAUGGCGUCGUCCUCGGGGCCGUGGCCCCUCCGCACGCAGAUGUCGAGCGAGCCUGGUUUCGACAGUGAGGUGGUGCCCUCCUCGCUCGUCGGAAUAGCACCCAUCCUCCGUGUCGCUAACGAGGUCGGGGCCAUGAACCCCCGCGUCGCCUACCUUUGUCGCUCUUACACAUACAAGAAGGCCUGCCGCCAGGACCCGGCCUCAACUGGUCGAGGCAUUCGUAAAUUCAAAACUACGCUCAUGCUGAGGCUACAAAAGGAAAAUGCUUUCACGUUGGAGUCAAGGGUCAAACCGAGUGAUGCUCAAGAAAUGAAGAGUUUUUACCAGGACUACUACGAGAAGUACAUCCAUGCACUUCAAAAUGUUGUUGAUAAAGAUGACCGCUCUCAACUUACAAAAGCAUAUCAAACUGCAGCUGUCUUGUUUGAAGUCCUCAAAGAGGUUAAUGCUUCACAUAGCAUUGAAGUUGAUCAAGUGAUUUUGGAGACACACAACCAAGUCGAGCGGAAGAAAAGGUUAUAUCUUCCGUACAAUAUCCUCCCACUUGACUGUGACAGUGCCAAUCAGACUAUCAUGCAAUACCCAGAGAUUCAAGCUGCUUUUCAUGCUUUUCGUAAUAUAAGAGGUUUGCCAUGGCCCAAGGAACAUCAAAAGACGCCUGAUUCAGAUCUUUUUAGUUGGCUUCAGGCUACGUUUGGAUUUCAGAAAGAUAAUGUAUCCAACCAAAGAGAACAUCUCAUACUUUUGCUUGCCGGCAUACACACAAGGUGGAAUACCAAACCUGACCAACAACCAAAGCUAGAUGACCGUGCACUGGAUAUUGUUAUGAAGAAGCUCUUUAGCAACUACAAGAGAUGGUGCAACUACCUUGGCCGCACAUCCAGCUUAUGGUUACCAAUUAUUCCACAGGGCGUACAACAACGCAAGCUUCUGUAUUUGGGCCUUUAUCUGCUCGUAUGGGGUGAGGCAGCUAACCUGAGAUUCAUGCCGGAGUGUCUUUGCUACAUCUAUCAUCAUAUGGCUUUCGAAUUGUAUGGUAUAUUGGCUGGAAAUCUCAUCCCAACAACUGGUGAAAAUGUUAAACCAGCAUAUGGUAGCCAAGAAGAAGCCUUCUUAAACAAAGUUGUGACCCCAAUAUACAAGGUUAUAGAAAAGGAAGCUUUAAGGAGCAAAACAAUAAAGUCAGGGCACUCGGAUUGGAGAAAUUAUGAUGAUGUGAAUGAGUAUUUUUGGUCAAGGGAUUGUUUUCUAUUAGGGUGGCCUAUGAGAGAUGAUGCAGAUUUUUUCCAAGUUCCACAUGAUGCUCCUCUGAACAAGAUGAAUGUAGAGAAUGGACACCACUGGAUGGGAAAAGUCAAUUUUGCCGAGAUACGGUCAUUAUGGCACAUCUUCCGUAGCUUUGACAGGAUGUGGAGCUUCUUAAUUUUAUCCUUACAGGCCAUGAUUAUAAUUGCUAGGAAUGGUGGCAGGCCAAGUGAUAUCUUUGAUGCAGGAACAUUCAAACAAAUUUCGAGUAUAUUUACAACUGAUGCAAUACUGAAAUUAUUCCAAUCAAUACUGGGUAUUGUGUUGAGCUGGAAAGCAAGAAGAAGCAUGGCUUUUGCUGUUAAACUGCGCUACAUCUUGAAGUUACUAUCAUCCGCUGCGUGGGUAAUAAUUCUAACAGUAACUUAUGCAUACAUCUGGGAGAAUCCUACUGGUCUUGGUAGAAAACUAACAGCAAGGCUCAGUGACGGACGCAAGCAUCCAACAUUAUACGUUCAUGCUGUCAUGAUAUAUUUGGCACCAAAUAUGUUGGCCGCUAUAUUACUAUUUUCCCCUGAAUUCGGAAGGUUUCUUGAGAAUUCAAGUAUCAGAGUCAUAAGGUUGAUGAUGUGGUGGUCCCAGCCUCCAUUAUUUGUUGGCAAAGGAAUGCAUGCAGGCCGAUAUUCCAUUUUCAAGUAUACAAUGUUUUGGGUCCUUCUUUUGGCAACAAAACUGGUUAUAAGCUACUACAUUGAGAUCAAGCCACUUGUGCAGCUAACAGAAGAUAUAAUGAGGGAAUCCAAUACAUUUCAGUCGCAUGAGUUUUUCCCACACGAAAAUAACAAUGUUGGUGUGAUCAUUGCACUUUGGGCUCCUAUUAUUCUCGUCUACUUCAUGGAUAUUCAGAUUUGGUACGCAAUUUUUUCAUCAUUAACUGGUGGUAUAAACGGCUUAUUUGGUCGUCUUGGCGAGUUUGCAACAUUUGGAAUGUUUAGAUCUCGUUUCCAAUCAUUGCCUUGGGUUUUCAGUCGGACAUUGUUUCCAUCUGAAUCUAACAAGACGAGAGAUGCAGCUUUCUCUCUUAAUCCAUCUAAGACAGCCGAGAGAGACAAAAUAUCUGCAAGGUUUGCUCACAUUUGGAAUCUAAUUAUAACAAGCUUCCGUAAGGAAGAUCUGAUAAAUAACAGAGAGAUGGACAUGCUACGUGUUCCAUAUUACAAAGAUCCAGAAAUGGAUAUAACCCAAUGGCCACCAUUUCUGCUGGCCAGUAAGAUUCCAAUAGCAUUGGAUAUGGCAGCAGAUUGCGGAAGAGAAGGCGAUCAUCUACAGAAGAGGAUGGAUUGUGAUCCAUACUUUAAUUAUGCUAUCAGGGAAUGCUAUGCUUCAGUCAAAAGCAUCAUAUACACUUUAGUGGUUGGUGAACAAGAGAGAGCUUUCGUAGAAGAUAUUUUCACUGUGAUGGACAAUCAUAUAAGAAAGGGCACUAUCAUAAAGGAACUGAACAUGAGAAGUCUUCCUGUCCUGAGCUCGAAUUUUGUUGAUCUGCUUAAUUUACUGCAAAAGAAUAAGGCAGAAGACAAGGGCCAGGUCAUCAUUCUGUUCCAGGAUAUGUUAGAAGUGGUUACAAGGGAUAUAAUGGAUGAGGAACCCACUGAAGUUUUAACAUCAUCACUAAACAGUCAAAAUGAUAUAAUACAUGAAGGAAAUGCACCGGUUGAUGUGUUAGGUGAUCAGAUGUUCAUUAAAGCUAUUAAUUUCCCCGUGGAGGGAUCGGACGCAUGGAUUGAAAAGAUAAAGAGACUUUACCUUCUACUAACUGUAAAGGACUCUGCUCUGGAUGUUCCUACAAACUUGGAUGCGAGAAGACGUCUUUUGUUCUUUGUUAGAUCUCUUUUUAUGGAUAUGCCAAAUGCCCCAAAAGUACGCCAGAUGCUACCCUUCUCUGUGUUGACUCCUUAUUACUCUGAAGACGUUCUUUUCUCCACACAAGACCUAGAGCUCCAGAACGAGGACAGGAUUUCUAUCCUGUUUUACCUGCAACAAAUUCAUCCAGAUGAAUGGAAAAAUUUUCUCGAAAGGAUGCAAUGCUUAGGCGAAGAGGAUCUGUAUGCAACUAAAGAUUUGGAAGUGGAGCUUCGGCAUUGGGCAUCGUAUAGAGGGCAAACGUUAACACGAACUGUAAGAGGGAUCAUGUACUACAGGGAAGCUCUCGUGCAUCAAUCUUACCUUGAUAUGGGCAGAGAUGGAGAUCCGAUGGAAGGCCUUCCAUCUGAUGCAUUUCCUCAAUGCCAUGCUAUAGCUGACAUGAAAUUUACAUACGUCAUUUCAUGCGAGCGGUAUGGUAUCCAGAAACGUUCUGGUGACUGUCGUAUACAUGAUAUUUUAAGACUGAUGACAACUUAUCCUCCACUUCGUGUUGCCUAUGUCGAUGAAGUUGAAGAGACAAGCAAAGAUCCGAAUGCAAAGAUAGAGAAAGUUUACUACUCAGUAUUGGUGAAAGCGGCAGGGGCCUUUGGGCAGAAUCUUGACCAGGAAAUAUACCGGAUAAAACUUCCAGGUGAUGCAGGACUAGGUGAAAUAAAAGCAGAAAACAAGAACAAUGGAAUAAUUUUUACUCGUGGUGAAGGCCUACAAACUAUAGACAUGAAUCAGGAGCAUUACAUUGAGGAGACUUUAAAAAUACGAAAUUUGCUCCAAGAGUUUCUGGACAAACCUGAUGGAUUGAGGUAUCCAUCAAUACUUGGUAUAAGAGAACAUAUAUUCACUGGCAGUGUUUCUUCUCUUGCGUGGUUCAUGUCAAACCAACAUAGUAGUUUUGCCACCAUUGGACAACGUGUACUCGCCAAUCCUUUGAGAGUUCGAUUUCAUUAUGGGCACCCUGAUAUCUUUGAUCGACUUUUCCACCUCACAAGGGGUGGAAUAAGCAAAGCAUCUAGAUGUAUCAACCUUGAUGACGACAUUUUUGCUGGAUAUAAUUCAACAUUGCGGGACGGACAUGUUACACAUCACGAAUACAUGCAAGUUGGCAAGGGAAGGGAUGUCGGUUUCAAUCAAAUUUCACUAUUUGAGGCGAAAAUAGCUCGUGGGAAUGGGGAACAAACACUGAGCCGCGACGUAUACCGACUAGGACAUCAUUUUGAUUUCUUCAGAAUGUUGUCCUUCUAUUGUACAACAAUUGGUUUUUACUUUAACACAGUGAUAACAAUAUGUACAGUAUAUGUAUUCCUCUAUGGACGUUUGUAUCUUGUCCUCAGUGGCCUUGAUAAUAAAGCACUAAGGUUUACACUCAGUGGACCGCUCCAGGCUGCUCUUGCUUCACAGUCUUUUGUGCAUCUUGGGUUCUUAGUGCUACUGCCCAUGAUGAUGGAAAUUGGUUUAGAAAGAGGAUUCGGAACUGCAGUCAUAGAAUUUAUACUUAUGCAGCUUCAGUUCGCAUCUGUUUUCUUCACAUUCUCACUUGGGACCAGAGGUCACUACUAUGGAAUGACGCUGCUUCAUGGAGGAGCGGCAUAUCAAGCCACUGGACGUGGAUUAGUUGUGUUCCAUACCAAAUUCUCUGAGCAUUAUCGACUAUACUCCCGAAGCCAUUUUGUCAAGGGUCUUGAGUUGACGAUCUUGCUUAUUGUGUAUGGAAUCUUUGGGCAGUCAUAUCAAAGAGACAAAGCAAACAUCUUCAUCACAUUUUCCAUGUGGUUUAUGGUUUUCACCUGGCUAUUUGCACCAUUCCUAUUUAAUCCUUCUGGGUUCGAGUGGCAGAAGAUUAAGGAUGACUGGACCGACUGGAAUAAGUGGAUAUCCAACCGUGGUGGUGUUGGUGUACCACCGGAGAAAAGUUGGGAGUCGUGGUGGGAGAUAGAGCAGGAGCCUCUUAGACAUUCAGGAAAGCGCGGCACUGUCCUUGAAAUACUGCUUGCGUUACGGUUUUUUAUCUACCAGUAUGGUCUUGUUUAUCAUUUGAACAUUGCCAAAAACAGAAAUGGUGUCCUGGUUUAUUGCAUGUCGUGGAUUGUUGUCUUUGUAAUUUUGCUGGUGAUUAUGACUGUAGCAGUUGGGAGACGGAUGUUAAGUGGGAACUUCUAUCUUGUCUUCCGGUUGUUUAAGGGGCUAAUAUAUAUCCCUAUUAUCUGCAUCGUGAUCAUCUUAAUAGUAAUCGCCCAUCUGACAGUUCAAGAUUUGUUCAUUUGCAUCCUUGCCUUCGUGCCAACGGGAUGGGGUUUACUUUUGGUCGCACAGGCUAUCAAGCCAGUCAUUUUUCGUCAUUGGAUUUGGCGAUUGACCAGGAUAACUGCACGGCGAUAUGACAUUGUCAUGGGCCUACUCUUGUUUACCCCCGUUGCGUUCCUCGCUUGGUUCCCGUUUGUUUCGGAGUUCCAGACCAGGAUGCUCUUCAACCAGGCAUUCAGUAGAGGCCUGCAGAUGUCUCGGGUCCUUGGAAGACAGAAGAAUGACCGACGAGCACCGGAUAAAAAAUACUGAUUCAAUCCUCUGCCUUUUUUUUCUAUCUUCCGUCCACUCUGAUUGUUUGUUCAUACGAACUAGCAAAGUGACCCGCACAAAUAAAAUAUUGUAAAGCUACAUUAACUGUAAUCAUUCGAGUGACCUUUGACUUUGGAAAGCUAGUAAGAUUUAGUAAUUAGUUAAGGUUAAGAGUUUAAGAAUUAUCUUUAGAUAUGUGAUAUGUAUUCUUUCACUCUUCACAUAUCAACCGCUAAACAUCCUUCCUAACAGAUUGCCGUUAGUAUUCACUUCUAUUUG
Molecule: messenger RNA, 6198 nt
Organism: Triticum urartu
Lineage: Eukaryota; Viridiplantae; Streptophyta; Magnoliopsida; Poales; Poaceae
Source: RefSeq, a predicted model, not a curated record